Bactrocera oleae (olive fruit fly) is the source of this 3535-nucleotide messenger RNA. Its product is annotated as serine-rich adhesin for platelets. Gene Ontology annotation, molecular function: ubiquitin protein ligase activity; ubiquitin conjugating enzyme binding. Gene Ontology annotation, cellular component: cytoplasm. Gene Ontology annotation, biological process: proteasome-mediated ubiquitin-dependent protein catabolic process; multicellular organism development. The record is from RefSeq and is a predicted model, not a curated record. Lineage: Eukaryota; Metazoa; Arthropoda; Insecta; Diptera; Tephritidae.
AGUAGAAUUUAGACGCCGCGGUUGGUGUAAUACACGCCACCAAUGUUACGGUUGUAAAUUAAAUUAACGGAAAAUUCACAACGAUGAAGAACGAAUGUGCGAACGAUUGUGAAAAUUCUUCGGAAUAUAAGAAUAGUUUUGCUCAUGAAAAUGAGGGAGACGAAUCAAUCGACUCCAAUUCGGACAACAUUUACACACAUUAUGAGCCCUCGGUGCGUUUGUUGCGCAUACGAAAGACUAUAACGGAAUCGUGUGGUUUCCACUUGACACGCACCAAGUGGGAUCCCUAUCCGUGGGUGAGCGCGGUCGAUGCGCAUACCGCAGCGGAAAUGAGCGGUCUGAAGUCGGGCGAUUGUGUGCUGGAGGUUAAUGGCGAAGACGUGUUGGGAUUGCGCAUAACGGAUAUUGCAAAAUUGGUUCAAGCCAAAUCAGGACAUGUCACGUUGCUGCUUUGGAACUGUGGUAGUGAUUUCAAAUGUGACCCGGAGAGCAUUUGCUGUGCGCCAAUGCCACGCACACUCCAACGACUCGCCACCAUCGUACAAUCCAUAUUGACCAUAAUCGAGUGUCCCGUCUGCUUGGACACCAUCGCACCGCCGGUAAUGCAAUGCCAGAACGGUCACUUGCUGUGCCUUAACUGUCGCAUACGCGCCGAACGUUGUCCCAUCUGCCGGGACCGCUAUACGCCACAGCGCGCUUUAAUUGCCGAGCAAAUCUACGCAGCUAUCACGAGCGCAUACAAUUUGUGUAACGGCAAUGAAGACAAAUUACGCCAGAAGUUAUACGGACCGAGCGGAAAAUGUGAAGUGAAAGUGCUGACUAGACGUUGGCGACGCGCCGAGGCGGCCAAACAAACGAUUGAUGACUGCGUUGCGCAAACGGAAGUUAGAACAGCGAGUAUCUACGCAAAGCGGAGCUGGCUGAAACCGAAACAGGGAAACGGAGCGGCGUCAUGUGCGGGUCAACAUGUGGCACCCGGUGGUGGGCAACCGGGACAUUUUAGCUUCACGAAUGAAACGAACAACCCAUCGAAGGUGGAUACGCAGACGGCAGACACAGCUGAGGCAACGGAAAUGUGUGCUACGAAGUGUGCGAGUAAAAGAAAAAAAAUUCUAAUGAAAUUAUGGCAUGCUAGAGCCACAACCAUGGAGAAUAUCUCAACAAGUGUUGCAGCUACAAGUGGACAACUGAAUGGCAAAGUUAUGGGUAUGAGCAGCAUUGAUAAUGGAUUGUCGAUGUCUGUUGGUGCAACGACCCCAGCAACAGUGACGCAAAUUCAUUUGGAACCCUCCAGUGCGCGUCCACACCAGUCAACGCAAUCCAUUUCGCAUCGAUCUGUGCGAAAUGCCAGCAGCGAAGUGGAAACGGUGAUGAAAAAUGCACAAAACCACUCGACUUUGAGUGACAACAAUGGCGGCGGUGGCAGCGACGGCAUGUGUGAGGCGGUGGAAGACACAGCAGCCGAAACGAAAACUCCCGCAUUGUUAAUGCGCACACAACAACAGACCGAGACGAGUGUUGCGAUGAUAAUGCCAUUGAAUUGUGCGACAACAAGAAAAACAAUUUUAAAUGCUACAACAACAACAAGUGAGCUGGCGCAGGUAAAUGCCGUGUCAAAGGUUUUCACGGCAACAUCGCCACCAACAGCAACACCGAAUACAAAUGACUCCACAUCAGAGCGCGAAAACAAGCAGCCAACGGCCGAAGAAGAAGAAGAGGAAAAAGAAGAAUUUGAAGCAGUUAAAGAAUGGAUAAAUGGAGAAAUAUCGCCGAUGCAAGAGCACGUUCAACCGCAUUCACAAUUGAGUACGUGGCAGCAGCAGCAAAAUCAAAGGCAGCGACAGCAGCUUUCAACUGCCAACAGCUCAACUGACAGCCAGUCAACAGAGCCAACAGCAGUCAACGUCAUCGCCAUCGCCGUGGAACGUUGCCCGACCAUGCUGCGAAGUCAACCGCCGUCUCAAAGCAUAUUUAAUGACUACAAAAAUAACAAACAGCAUAAAAUCUGCAAUUGUCCAUCAUCCACGUUGCUCUACGUGGACACGCGCCGUCCCGCCAGCCGCACGCUGAGUUCUACCAGUGAAUAUUUAAAUAAAUUCUGCCAGCCAGCAGCAACAGAUGCAGCGCUCCGUACAUCUGCCGAUCCGAGGCAGUGCAGCGAAGAGUGUUUGGCAAGCAGCAGGAAAAACUCCAACAACAGCAUUGGCAGCAGCGGCAGUCGCAGUGACUUCACUGCUUCAGCGCUUUCACUUCUAACACCUGCCUCAUCGCUUUCGUCCGGUGUGUUCUCCACUUCAGUGGAUCCAAACGAUUCAACGGCGUCAAUUGAAGCAUGCCGUGCGUCGCCUGAUGACGCUACAGAAAUUACUGCUAUUACUGUGCACAAAAAUGCGUUGUUAUCGCCAGUGGACAGCUUGGGACAGUCAUCAUCAAUAACUUCGUCGUUGCGUUCUUUAUCGUCUUUGGCAUCAUCGCUCUUUCCAUCAACGGCAUCAGAGAAUGCGCCGCUUCCCUUAAUGGCGGCUGCAAGCGCUGAAGCGUGCCUCUCUGAUGUCGCACUUAAUUCUACUUUCAUUUCUUCGGAGCAAUCUGCUCAGCUCUACCCUACGGCAACAGCAGUCACACCUUCGCAUUUGUCCAAUAUGAAAUCUACAUUUUGGCGCCAACAUUUUCAUGAAGCUGAAGAUGAACACACGAGCGGCGUGUUUCGUUGUCCUUGCGACGGUUGCGACGUAAGAUUUAACGUCUCAUCACAGUUACAGCGACAUGUCAAAGUGGAGCAUCGCUUACCAAUAUUGCGCUUCGCUGGUGAUGAGCGGUUCGUCGCUGUACCACUGGGGCAGCCUCUGCCGGAUGCGGUGCUUAUACUGGAAGCGGGCGCAAACGAAAGGGCAAACAACAGCAGCAACAACAAUAACAAAAACAAUCCGGAUCACUGCAAUGAGGACAAUGCGCUCAGUGAUGCAUGGCGUGGAGUGGACCAGAAGGACAAUGUGGAUUGCGUAGACGGACCAUGCGCCAAGGACAACAAGGAUGUGCAGGAUAUGCACAAAGCCGGACAAGAUAUGGGAGGAAGCAGGGUGAAUGCGUACUCAAGGCAUAUUGAGAAGCAACUAGAGCAAGCUAGAGAAUGUUGGAUUAGAAUAAAAGCGCACGAAGACUUCAUUCACACGACGGCGUUGUUGCAAGCAACCGCAGCGGAAAGUGCUGAUUAUGUGUUGAAAAUGCGAUUAAGUUGUGUUGGUGAUACGACACCGACGACAGAAGGACCCACAGCGGCCAUCGAGCUGUAACUGGUGCAACGGUCACCAUCGACGUGGCGUAUACAGCGCCACACCGUGGCUGAGCUAAACGCAACCACAACAGAACACUGUUAAUGCUGCAACAAAUAGUAAUAAUAACAACAAAAAGGCGUUUGCUUGCAGCAACAUCAGCAUGCAACCAAUACAACAAUACAAACAAAACAACUGGCUGUUAGAGCCACCAGCACUUUGGGCACGGCUUAAUGCCACAUCGGCGGCAGGCAAUGGUCCUA